GAUUCAAAUUCCCUUUUGCAUCACUUCGAAUUCAACUGCGAUUUUCAAUUCAAAUAAAAAAUCUGAAAACACCAACGAAACCCUCACACUGAUAGUGUUCGUGACUCUGAACUUUUUAUCUAUGUUGAACUUUCCGUUCAAUCUCAAAUCAUAACUACUCAAAUUCAUAGAUUGGGUAUUUUGUUCUUCAAUUCCACCUUCAGAAUGCUUAGGGAUUCAAAAAUUCCACGCCGGAAUCUUGGAAAACAAGAUGAAAUUGAAAAUGUAGAUCCGUCGGAUUCGUGGUCGUCGGGGACAAAUCCGAGAUGCACGGAAGCUUCCAGACCUCCAUUGAAUACUAUUCAAGAUACUGAUGUGAGUUGCGGAAGCAGUAAGAUUGAAAAAACUCCAUCUAAAACCAAUAAGAGGAAAGUGGGACCUGAACUUCGUACUCCUGAAAAGAGCUUGCACUGGAAACACAGGUUCGCAUGGCCUCAGAGGAUGGAAACAGUUUCGUCUAUGAAUGAGGAUAAAAGAGGAUCUGGUGUUGGAAAUGGUACUCCUAAGGUAAAUCGUACUGCGGGAAGAGCUUGUUCUGAAAGCAAUUCGACGCAGAGCACUCCGACUAAGAGUGUGACUAAGCCUCCUCCCAGCUCGAGUGUUCGAGGUAAAGCUGAUGGAAGCUUCAGUGCUCGUUUGGGAAACUAUGGCACAUUGUAUAAAGGGGUUUCGAGUAUGUCUUGUACGCCUACGGUUGUUAACACGGUUGAAGUACCUCACUUCGAUCUCAAAGAGGAUUCUUCAUUUUGGAUUAAUCAUAAUGUACAGGUAAUUAUCCGUGUUCGUCCUCUCAAUAGCAUGGAGAGGAGUAUACACAACUAUAACAGAUGCCUAAAACAAGAAGGUUCUCAGUGCAUUACUUGGAUUGGGCAACCGGAAAACCGGUUCACUUUUGAUCACGUUGCAUGUGAAACAGUAGACCAGGAUAUGGUUUUCAGAAUGGCCGGGCUUCCAAUGGUUGAGAACUGUCUUUCAGGAUACAAUAGCUGUAUGUUUGCAUACGGACAGACAGGAAGUGGGAAAACAUAUACAAUGCUUGGUGAAAUUGAAGAUUUAGAUGUGAAGCCCAGUCCUCAUCGUGGAAUGACUCCUCGUAUAUUUGAGUUUUUAUUUGCCAGGAUUCAAGCUGAAGAGGAAAGCAGAAGAGAUGAGAACUUAAAAUACAAUUGCAAGUGUUCCUUCUUGGAGAUUUACAAUGAGCAAAUUACAGAUCUACUUGAUCCCUCGUCUACCAAUUUGCUUCUGCGGGAGGAUGUCAAGAAGGGUGUUUAUGUUGAAAAUCUUUCCGAGUUUGAGGCUCAAAGUGUGAGCGACAUUCUAAGGCUUCUAAUUCAGGGUUCGGCAAAUAGAAAAGUUGCAGCUACAAACAUGAAUAGAGAAAGCAGUAGGUCCCACUGUGUUUUUACAUGUGUAAUCGAGAGUACUUGGGAAAAGGAUUCUACUACGAAUUACCGUUUUGCAAGGUUAAAUCUGGUUGAUCUGGCUGGUUCAGAAAGACAGAAAACUUCUGGUGCUGAGGGUGAGCGUUUAAAGGAAGCGGCUAGCAUCAAUAAGUCAUUAUCUACCUUGGGUCAUGUCAUUAUGAUACUAGUGGAUGUUGCAAAUGGGAAGCAGAGGCAUAUCCCUUACAGAGACUCCAGGCUAACAUUUCUUCUUCAGGAUUCUCUUGGUGGAAACUCGAAAACAAUGAUUAUUGCCAAUGUCAGCCCUUCUAUCUGCUGUGCUGCUGAAACGCUGAAUACCCUUAAAUUUGCUCAGAGAGCAAAACUGAUUCAAAAUAAUGCUGUGGUGAACGAAGAUUCUAGUGGGGAUGUAAUUGCUUUAAAACAUCAAAUUCGGCUUUUGAAGGAGGAGAUUUCUACGCUCAAACGGUGCCAGAAUGUUUCCAGGUCAUUGUCAUUCAGAGAUAUAACACAAUCAGUAAAAGACUAUUCUUUAGAAAAUGAAACUGACAUGGAUGAACAACAUGAUGAUAUGCUUGAUUAUGAAUCCAAGGGCACCAGAAUGUCUCACAAACAGUUCGAAUCACUGCAGACAACUCUUGCUGGUGCUUUAAGAAGGGAGCAAAUAGCAGAAACUUCUAUUAGGCAACUAGAAGCAGAAGUUGAGCUAUUGAACUCUUUGGUUCAUCAAAGAGAGGAGGAAACUAUGAGUUGCAAAAUGAUGCUUAGGUUUCGUGAAGAUAAAAUUCGUCGGUUGGAAUCUCGAGUUUCUGGUUCUAUUACCGCAGAUCAAUUUUUGCAGGAAGAUAAUAAAGCACUUUCUGAUGAGAUUCAGUUACUUCAUGGCAAAAUUGACCAAAAUCCUGAAGUUACACGAUUUGCUAAGGAGAAUAUCAGGCUUCAAGAACAACUUAGAAGAUAUGAAGAGUUCUAUGGAGAAGGGGAGAGAGAGAUUUUAUUAAGUGAAGUAUCUUCUUUAAGGGAACAGUUGCUUCAGUUUCUUGGAGGAAAAUCUGUUCAGGGUGAUUCAAGUUAUGACACUCAACCUCAGAAAACUCAGUGUUGCAGCAAACAAAAUGACUCCAUUGAUCUAGAGCUAAGAAAUGCUCUGGAUAAGUUAGAGGAGUACAGACACAACUUAAAUUGUUGCUUAGAGGAGAAUGCAAGACUCAAUAGGGAGUUAGACUCUUUGCAGUCAAUGUUCAACAACGAAAAUGCCACAAAGGUUUCUACCAAAGGACCUUCGACCGAAGGUCAGGCACUUCCACCUCAAUUGUUAAAAGAAACAGAUGAUAUCUUGGAUUUGCACCUGGAGUUAGAUAUAAUGAAGAUAAUUCUGAAGGAAGAGAGGACUUCCCGUGGUAUAUUGGAGGAGGAAGCAAUGCGCUUAAAUCAUGAAAUUCUAAUACAAAAGGACAAGCUUUUGCAGGCAAACAAACAAUUAGAAGAUACAGAUAAUGAACUGAAAGUUGCUAAAUCUGUAAUUGAAGCUCUUGAAUCACAACAAAUUUUAUCAAUCAAAGAGAUAGAAGACAUGCAGAACAAGCACAACAAUUAUCUGGAUCUUGUGAGGAAACAAGAGCGUGAGAUCAUUGCCUUGAAGAAUCAACUUGCACCUAAAGGUUUAAGAGACAGUUUAUCUUUAAAUCAUCCAAAGAUCGAUAAUGAGUACCCCUUACAAGUAAGGUUCAGAAGGAUGCAUGAUUCUCUUGAAAAAGCCAAGCAACUGAACAUGUUUUACCAAAGUGACCGUGCACUCCAGAUAUCGAAUGAGGAAGAGAUGGACGAAGUCCGUCGGCAAGCUGAAGCUGAAACUGCCGAGGUAAUUGUGUCUAUGCAGGAAGAACUUGCCCAGCUACAACAUCAAGUAAAUGAUAGCCAUCAGAAGGAAAUAGAAAUGAAGGAGAGUAUAUUGCAUUUGGAAACUGAGUUGAAGGAUGUGCAAGAAAAAUUGCUUACUACUGUUGAUGAUAACCAAAGUUUAAGUGAAGAGCUUUGGCAGAGAGAUAAUGCACUCAAAUCACUUGCUGAAGAAUGGGAAUUGUUAACCUCUGAGAUUGAAGAGAUUCUUGGUGAUGGAUGUCAGGCACUAGAUGAUGCCUCUGAUGAACUGGGGCACAUAAGCAAUUCACUUCCACAGAAAAGGAUAUGGAUUUCUGAACAAGUUAGCAUGAUUGUUAGAAAAAUCACUGAAAAGGAAUUGCUAAUUGACGAGCUCGGAAGAUGUUUGGAAGACGCAUGCAAUAAAAGAAGUGAUAUGGAGUGUAUGCUGAAGUCCUUGCGAAGUGCAACACUUGUGAUUACUGAAGCCCACCAGAAGGAGUCAGCUGAACUAGAAAAAGAAAUUCUCCUACUGACAUCUCAAGUGAGUGAAAGAACGACUGCUCUGAAACAGAUGGAGGAGCAGUUGAUAUUGGCUGGAGAUCAAAUCCGAAAAACAUCAAGUUGUGCAACAGUAGCUUUUGUAGUUGUGAAUAGAUUGUCAGAUGUGAAUGAUGGUUAUCUUGUUGAUCUAAAGCACAAGGAUAGUCUGCUUAAUGAACUAGCAGAAAUUAGUGACAGGAAGGAUGCCGUUUUAAGUGAUCAAUCCACUUCCCUUGAACAAGCAAAGAGGCAGAUAGCUGAGUUACAGGAAAAAUGUGACAACUUAUGGCAGAAUCUGUCUGAGGAGAAAGAACACUCUUUUGCUUUGGAACAUAAACUUGAAGAUAUUGAAAAGAAUGUCAUUUCAGAGACUAGGGAACAACUAGUAACAUUACAAGAUGGCGUCUCCUCAAUCAGGUCAUCCAUGGCCUCUUUUGCAGAUAAUGGUGAAUCAAGGACAAGUUCUGAAACACAUCAUCAAAUAGCUGAGAUGGCUGAGUUAUCCUUUAAAUUGGCUAACAGUGGAUAUGAAAAGAAAGACCGUAAGGCACAAAAUGUUUCUAAGGAUGCAUGUGAAAGAGAUGCUACCAUUACUCUGUUGAGAAAAGAAAUAGAAUCUGCUCUUGAAAGCUUAAAAGAAGUUCAAGAUGAGAUAGCCAAAUUACAUGAAGAGAAGAAAGAGAUGUCAAUAUGUGAAAAGCAAAGUCGGGAUAGUAUCAAGUGUCUCACAACUCAAAUACUUUCCCUGCAAGCAGCUAUGGGACACUUUGAAGAGAAAUCCGAAGUUAAGGUCGAAGUACUCAGUUGCAAGCUUAGGAACCUGGAGAAAACACUAAAAGAAGCUAUGUCCAAUUGGAAUCAAAUGAAAGAGUUGCUUGAACUAGAAGUCGGGGAGGCAAAGAUUGUUCAAGUUCAAAAAGCUGAAGAGGCAUACUGUAUUCAUGCUAAAUUUGAAGAAGCCCAAGAGACAAUUAAAGAAGCAGAUAUUAUAAUCAAUGAAUUAGUGAUAGCUAAUCAGUCAAUGAAGAUUGAUAUAGAAAAACUGAAAGAAAAAGAAGUCACAUUGCUCAGUGAGAAGGAUGUAUUAUUCAACAAGGUUGAGAGCUUACAGACCAUUGUUGAUUUGAAGAAUCACGAGAUGGAAGACCUUGUUGAAUCAAAUCUUAUAGUAACAAGGGACUUAGUCAUGGAGGUGGAUGAUGUCAUUAAAGAGGUCCAUUUGGCGAUGAAGGAAAAUUUUACCGCUUUAGCUUGUGAUAUAGAAUGCUUAAAGUCUCAAUUUACAUGUUCCAUUAAGUCGAUACAACCAUGGCUUGAGAAGAUCUGGUCUGAGAUAGUUAAUAAAGAUUGUGCUAUGUCUGUACUACAUCUCUGUCACAUGAGUGUUCUUCUGGAAACAGUGACAGGAAUGCAUGCAGAAAAUGGCUUGCUUUCACAUGGCUUGUGUGAAUCAAACGCUGUCAUAAGUGAUCUGAAGGAACACAAUUUUAGAGCAAGGGAAGAACUAGAAAUGUGCAGAAUCUUGAAAGGGAAACUGCUUGCUGAUAUCCAUAAUAGCUUCGAUCGCAUCACGAGGAAAGAAGUGGAAGCUGGAGAGAUCAGCAUCAAGCUAAACACUUUUGCUAAAAACUUAUCAGAUCUACAGCUUCAGGAGGAGAUGAUGCUGCAAAGUUCUAAUGAAAUGGGAUCCCAACUUGCUACGUUGAUGAAGGAGUUGGAUCUGAGUAAUACCGAUGUUGUGGCAUCCCUGUUAGAUCAAGAGAAACUACUGAAACAGAAAGUAGAAGACACCGAGUCUCAAGCUGAAUUUCUUCUGGCAGAUUGGUAUGCCAAAGAAUUUGAGUUACUUAUCCAUGCUUCUGAAUUCAGUAACAUGGCCUGUAAUAUAUCUGAUAUGGAGGAGCACUUUGUCAAGUCCUCUACAUUAAUUGAACAAUUGAAAACAGAAACGAUAUUUUUCCAGGUAGAAACUGAGUUAGCAGAACAAAUUUUGAUGGAUAAGGAAGUUGAAGUUUCCCUUCUAAAACGAGAAGUUCAGCAAGAAAAAGUAGAAAAAGAAAACUUAUUGAUGGAAUUGAAGCAGAACAACUUAAGGAUUACAGAGAUGGGUGAAGUAAACAAGGAACUUGAACUAAAGAUUGACCUUCUAAAGGAUAAUGAGUCUCAAGCUGAGUUUUUAAUUGCAGAUUGGUACACCAAAGACUUUGAGUUACUCAUCCGUGCUUCUGAAUUCAGAAUCAUGACACAUAAUAUAUCUGAUAUGGAAGAGCACUUUGUCAAGUCCUCUACAUUAGUUGAGCAAUUGAAAACAGAAACAAUAUUUUUCCAGGUAGAAACUGAGUUAGCAGAACAGAUUUUGAUGGAUAAGGAAGUUGAAGUUUCCCUUCUAAAACGAGAAGUUCAGCAAGAAAAAGUAGAAAAAGGAAACUUAUUGAUGGAAUUGAAGCAGAACAACUUAAGGAUUACAGAGAUGGGUGAAGUAAACAAGGAACUUGAGCUAAAGAUUGACCUUCUAAAGGGUAAUGAGUCUCAAGCUGAGUUUUUAAUUGCAGAUUGGUACACCAAAGACUUUGAGUUACUCAUCUGUGCUUCUGAAUUCAGAAUCAUGACACAUAAUAUAUCUGAUAUGGAAGAUCAUUUUGUCAAGUACUCUACAUUAAUUGAACAGUUGAAAAAAGAAAUAAUAUUUUUCCAGGUAGAAACUGAGUUAGCAGAACAAAUUUUGAUGGAUAAGGAAAUUGAAGUUUCCCUCCUAAGACGAGAAGUACGGCAGGAAAAAGAAGAAAAGCAGAACUUGUUGAUGGAACUGAAGCAGAACAUCUUGAGGAUUACAGAGAUGAAUGAAGUAAACAAGGUACUUGAACAAAAUAUUGAGCAUCUAAAGGAUGUUAGUUGCUCUAAUGUUGCAUUGAAGGAUGAACUUGUUGAAGUUAAGGAGUCAGAUAAAAGACUUCUGGAUAAGAUUCGAGAUCUUGAGGUUGAUUAUGAUAGAGUAAUUGCUGAUGUCAUAGCAAAGAAUGUGGCUUCUGAAUUUGCUUUCCAUCAUAUUUUGUUUCUUGAAGAUCAAAUCAGAGAGUUACAGAGCAUAAACGACAUAUUGGAAACUUCAUGUUGCAAACUUGAGAAUGAGCUGCACCUAAGGGAUUCAGAGAUAGAUAGAAUACAAAGUUUGUUGCAACUUGAGUUAUCUAGAAAGGAUGAUGUAAUAAAAGGGUUGCUGUACGAUCUGAGCUUACUGCAGGAAUCUGCAUCUAUCAGUAAAGACCAAAAGGACGAAAUGGAGGAAAUGAUGGCCACAAUGGAAGAAUUUGAGACCGAGCUUGCAGAUAAGUCUGGCGAGCUUGCUUCCGCAGUUGCAAACUGUCAGUUGCUUGAAACUCAGAUAAUGGAUAAAUCAAACAGAGUUAAAGCUCUUGAGUUGGACCUCUCAAAAGAGUGUGAGGUUGUAAAGCUACAAGCCACUGAAAUUCAUGAACUUAGAACUCAUAUUGAAGAUGCCUUGGCGGCAAGAAAAUUGGUUGAGGAGGAGCUAAAAGAGAGGAAGAAGAUAACAGAGAGUUUAGAGAAUGAAAUCUUGGAAAUGAGCGAUGUUCUUGGCCAAAUGAAUGAUUCAUUUAAAAACUUAAGUGUUGAUAGGGAUGCCCUAACUAUUCAGAGGGAUCAACUUCAAGGUCAGAUGAUUUUACUCGAAGAAAGGUUUGAAAAAGCUGUAGCACAAGCUGAAGCUAAUGAAGAGAUUGCACAAGAUGCUCGAAAGAUGGCUGAAGCAAGAAAAGUUUAUGCUGAAGACAAGGAAGCAGAGGUUGAACUUCUUGAGAGAUCUGUUGAAGAGCUGGAAAGUACCGUAAAUGUACUAGAAGAAAAUGUUGACUUCAUUAAAGGAGAAGCUGAACGACAACGCCUGCAAAGAGAAGAUCUAGAAAUGGAGCUAUGUGCAUUAAAAGAGCAGAUGCAAAAUCUACGGAAUGCUGAUGAUGAUACAAAAAGGUUUAGGACGAUUACUCUAUAUAAUAUAGGCUUGCAAAUCUGCUGGGCUGGUCUUAAAAAACUAUUGAUUUCUUGUAGAUUUCUGGAUGAAAAAGAGAAAAGCUUUGAAGAAGCCCAAAAGCACAUACAGGUUCUGAAGAGUGAUAUUGCAGGAAAAGAUGCAGAGGUUGCACAAAUGAAAGCUCAUAUUUCAGAGCUUAAUUUGCAUGCUGAAGCACAGGCAAUGGAGUACAAGCAGAAAUUCAAAGCAUUGGAAGCGAUGGUCGAGCAAGUCAAACCUGAGGGCAUUUCCACGCAAUCCACCAAUGCUUUGUCAAACAAGUCUGAGAAGAAUGCGACCAAGUCUCGAGGUUCUGGUUCUCCUUUCAAGUGUAUUGGGUUGGGAUUGGCACAACAGGUUAAAAAUGAAAAGGUUGAAGAGCUGUCUGCUGCAAAACUGCAAAUUGAGGAACUAGAGUCUCAGGCAGCAUGUCGACAGAAAGAGAUAUUUGCACUGAAUGCCAGAUUAGCAACUGCGGAGAGCAUGACCCAUGAUGUAAUUCGGGACUUACUUGGAGUGAAGUUGGAUAUGACCUCUUAUGUGUCGCUGCUGGAUAAUCAUCAAGUUCAGAAGAUUGCAGAGAAAGCUCAAUUUCAUACUCUAAAGCCUCAAGAGAAGGAACAAGAGAUUACUAAACUAAAGAGGCAGCUUAACGAAUUUAUUGAAGAGAGGAACGGAUGGUUGCAAGAUAUUGAUAGAAAACAAGCCGAGUUAGUAGCUGCGCAGAGUGCAUUGGAAAACCUUCGGCAGCGAGACCACUCACUAAAAACUGAAAAUGAAUUGUUGAGGAUGGAAAAUGCAAGUAAGAUGAGUAAGGUAAUGGAACUGGAAGAAGAAAUCAAGAAGCUGUCGGGUCAACAAAAUCUUCAGCAGCGUAUUCAUCAUCAUGCUAAAAUUAAGGAGGAAAACAACACAUUAAAGAUACAGAAUGAGCAACUUAGCGCAAAGUUACGCCGGUCAAAUCACUUCAUGACACGUGUCCAAGAAGACAUUGCUCGGCUUCGUGCUUCUACCGGAUCAAAACAAUAUAUUGAUUUUGAUCAGGAGCAACGUCUAAGGAAAAUGGUGAAGGAGACUGACGAAGAAAAAAUUCAAUUAGCACAGCAAUUACUGAGAUUGUGUACAAAUGUUCUAAAGGCUGCUGGAAUAGCAAAACCAGUGUCAGAUGUGAAUCCUACUAUUGCUGAGGAGGCCUUAGACAAGCUCAAGAAUAGGAUCACUUCCCUGGAAAUGGAACAAGAAGAUUUGAAGUUUAAGAAUAAAAUUAUGAAAGAAAAGAUUCGACUAUCUGAACUCAUGCCACAAGCUUCUCCUUUGAGCUCAAAAUCUGAAGAGAACCGAAUAACUCCACCAAAGGCAAACAAAACUUCGUUUCUUUCCGGUUUUGAUCGAUACUGAAGUGUUCGUUUUCAGAUAGUUAUUUAUUUCAUUAUGCUAUGUUUUACCCAUUCACGCUAUAUUCUUUGAUUAACAUGUAGAUAAAUAACAUGUACAAUGUACAGUGUUUUUUAAUUUAUUUUUUGAACGCUAUGUACAGUUUUAAUCAAUGAGAAGUUGAUAUUAAUAUAUAGAAGAGCUUUCUGGUA
This is a messenger RNA of Lathyrus oleraceus (garden pea), 9458 nucleotides long. Its product is annotated as kinesin-like protein KIN-12D. NCBI's taxonomy places the organism in Eukaryota, Viridiplantae, Streptophyta, Magnoliopsida, Fabales, Fabaceae. The record is from RefSeq and is a predicted model, not a curated record. The transcript has 37 exons. The coding region runs from base 205 to 9270 and encodes 3021 amino acids. Gene Ontology annotation, biological process: microtubule-based movement. Gene Ontology annotation, molecular function: microtubule motor activity; ATP binding; microtubule binding.